AUGGAGGAAACUCCUCAUCCGGUGCCAAGGGCCGUGGAGGAAGUCUUCAACAAUUUCAAAGGCUGUCGAGCUGGUCUCCUCAAAGCUCUUACUACUGAUGUGGAGAAGUUUUAUCAGUCGUGUGAUCCAGAAUGUGUUGAAAUCUGCUUACUUUUUCUUAAGGAGCGUGAUAUUCUAGAGACUUGUCACUAUUUGAGUAGUGGAUUCCAUAGACAGAUAUUCAGUGAUUGUUUUGUCCUGUGGAAGUCCGCAUUCUUCGUGCUUGAAGGUAAAAGUUCCUACCGGUUGCGUGGAGAAGCGGAGAGUAUUCGACUUUGCUAUCGCCAUAAUUCGGGACAGUGA
Molecule: messenger RNA, 342 nt
Organism: Striga asiatica
Lineage: Eukaryota; Viridiplantae; Streptophyta; Magnoliopsida; Lamiales; Orobanchaceae
Source: the annotation of a GenBank genome assembly